Protobothrops mucrosquamatus (brown spotted pit viper) is the source of this 1693-nucleotide messenger RNA. RefSeq names its product integrator complex subunit 14 (gene INTS14). The record is from RefSeq and is a predicted model, not a curated record. Gene Ontology annotation, cellular component: integrator complex. The coding region runs from base 37 to 1593 and encodes 518 amino acids. NCBI's taxonomy places the organism in Eukaryota, Metazoa, Chordata, Lepidosauria, Squamata, Viperidae. The transcript is spliced from 10 exons. Gene Ontology annotation, biological process: snRNA 3'-end processing.
UCCUUCUGCAUUUGACAGCACAAAACAAGGGCCACCAUGCCAACUGUUGUGGUCAUUGAUGUGUCCCUCUCCAUGACCCGGCCGGUCUCCAUUGAAGGCUCUGAAGAGUAUCAGCGGAAGCAUUUAGCAGCCCAUGGUCUGACAAUGCUUUUUGAACACAUGGCUACCAACUACAAAUUGGAGUUUACCGCCUUGGUUGUGUUUUCAUCUCUUUGGGAGCUGAUGGUCCCCUUUACAAGAGACUAUAACACUCUACAGGAAGCUUUGAGUAAUAUAGAUGAUUAUGACAAAACGUGCUUGGAGUCAGCCCUGCUAGGAGUUUGCAGUAUCGUGCAGCAAGAAUGGGGCGCUGCCAUUCCUUGCCAGGUUGUCCUGGUCACAGAUGGCAGCUUGGGCAUCGGCAGGGGCUCCCUCCGCCACUCUCUGUCCACACUCAGCCAGCGGAGUGAAAGCAACCGGUUCCCGCUGCCUUUUCCGUUCCCGUCCAAGCUGUACGUCAUGUGCAUGGCUAACCUGGAAGAGCUCCAGAGCUCCGAUUCGCUAGACUGCCUUGAACGGCUGAUUGACCUAAAUAAUGGAGAGGGGCAGAUUUUUACCAUCGAUGGACCCCUUUGCUUGAAAAAUGUGCAGUCGAUGUUUGGGAAGCUAAUAGACGUGGCAUAUACACCCUUCCAUGCCGUUCUGAAAUGUGGCCACUUGUCUUCAGACGUCCAAGCUUUCCCGAGACCGGAGCCGUUCAUUAUAGAUGAAGAAAUCGAUCCAAUCCCUAAAACAAUUAAUACAGAUCUGGAAAUUGUUGGCUUCAUUGACAUAGCAGAUAUCGCCAGCCCCCCGGUCCUGUCCAGACACCUGGUGUUGCCUAUCGCACUCAACAAAGAAGGAGACGAGGUGGGUCCAGGGAUUGCUGAAGACGUUGAAGACGAGAACUCAGCCAAUCAGAUUGCGGGAAAGAUCCCCAACUUUUGCGUGCUCCUUCACGGAAGUUUGAAGGUGGAAGGGAUGGUGGCUGUUGUGCAGCUCGGACCCGAAUGGUAUGGAAUGCUCUAUUCUCAAGCCGACAGCAAGAAAAAGUCCAACCUAAUGAUGUCUCUCUUUGAGCCAGGACCAGAGCCACUUCCUUGGCUGGGCAAGAUGGCCCAGCUCGGUCCCAUCUCAGAUGCAAAGGAGAACCCGUACGGGGAAGAUGACAACAAGAGCCCCUUCCCUUUGCAGCCCAAACACAAACGAAGCUACGCUCAGAACGUCACGGUGUGGAUUAAACCAAACGGUCUGCAGACUGACGUGCAGAAGAUACUCAGGAAUGCAAGGAAGCUCCCUGAGAAAACGCUGACCUUCUAUAAGGAACUAAACCGGCUGCGAAAGGCCGCCUUAGCCUUUGGGUUUUUGGACCUGCUGAAAGGGGUGGCGGAUAUCCUGGAGAGAGAGUGCACUCUUCUGCCUGACACGGCGCAUCCCGACGCGGCCUUCCAGCUCACUCAUGCAGCCCAGCAGCUCAAAAUGGCGAGCUCCGGAUCCUCCGAGUACGCGACUUACGACCACAACAUCACACCACUGCAGACCGACUUCUCUGGCAGCGGGACGGAGCGGAUGUGAUGAGAACUUGGGUAGAGACUCUGUGGAGAAUUCCCGUUCUAGUCGGUGUCGAGACUGCUUCCCUCACCCAGAUUGGAUUUUUAUUAAACUUUGCUCCAUU